This is a messenger RNA of Amborella trichopoda, 1259 nucleotides long. RefSeq names its product alpha/beta-Hydrolases superfamily protein. NCBI's taxonomy places the organism in Eukaryota, Viridiplantae, Streptophyta, Magnoliopsida, Amborellales, Amborellaceae. Gene Ontology annotation, molecular function: hydrolase activity. The record is from RefSeq and is a predicted model, not a curated record. Gene Ontology annotation, cellular component: chloroplast.
AGGACUUAUGAAAACCUCAUCCCAAUUGGAUUUUUAUCACGAGUUAGAGGUUGAGGUUGAGGUUGAGAUUACCCCAAAACAAUGGCGGGUCAUAUAAAAUAUCUUCCUCCGCCCCCUUCCCCGCCCCUCUCUUUCGCUCCGCUGUCAACCGAAAUGGCGUUGCUCUCCCCCUUCAAUAACCUCCUCCACCUCACUACUGCCAGAGACCCUCCUCUCUCCUCAUUCUUCUACUCUCUUCCGGUUAAUCUCUCUCUACCCUCUAUUAGUUCCAGAUUGUACUGUACUCCCCCGUUAUCCUUCAAAACAAAUUCGACAAGUAAUGUUUCUCAGAACCAAGUAAAAUCGGAGGCUCUUGAAGAUGAUGCAUGUGAACUAGUGAGUGGAGUUGAGCUUCUUUUAGGGGAAGGUACAAAUAGUUUUAGUGCUUAUUUGUUGAAAGCUGUGAAAAACAACAAUGGCAUGGGGGUGCUCCUUUUGACUGAUGUUUUUGGGUUUGAAGAUUCAUCAACACGAGAUUUUGCAUAUCGUGUCUCCUGCAGUGGAUACAAUGUCUUAGUCCCUGAUUUGUUUAGAGGGGAUCCAUGGUCUAAAGAUAGACCGAAAGAAGAGUUUGAGAUAUGGAGAGUCACACACUCCCUUGACAGGGUUGCCAUGGAUAUCACAACCUCGACAAAAUGGAUGAUGGAUGAAUUCUCAGCAGCGGGGAUCUCUGAGAAGUUGGGUAUCAUUGGGUUUUGUUUUGGUGGAGGUCGCCUUCUUGAGACUCUUGCAAGAGAUGAAAAUGGCUACUUUAGCACAGCUAUAUGCUUCUAUGGAACUAGACUUGAUCCAUCUCUCGCCUAUAACAUAAAGAUACCUGUUUUCUUUGUGGUUGGGGAGAAGGAUACACUUUGUCCAGUUGAGACUUUACGCGAAAUGGAGAAGAGAAUUAAUGGAUCGAGGGUGGUGGCCUAUUCUGGACGGGGACAUGCGUUUGCGCAUCGACCUGCUUCGCCAGAAGAAGAUGAAGAUGCGGAGGAUGCAUUUGUGAUUAUGAGAAAUUGGCUACAUGAAGGCUUGGUGUUGAAAAGAAACUGAGUUGUUUGUAAUCAUACGACAAUUCCUCAGAGGGUUGGAUUCUCAUCUCCUCUUAAAUACUCUACUUAUAUGUACUUUGUUAUUGAAGUUGUUGCUGAUAAAAGUCUGCUUGUAUAUGUAUUCCCAUGACCAUGUAGAAAAUGUUGCUUUUCUUCAAGUGAACUUUUUUCGUUUUGCUCAGC